CCUUGCAUAUACCUUUACAUCCCAAAAAGGAAAAUAAAAUGAAAAAAGAAAAAUAAUAGUUGAAAGUUUGAGAGAAAUGCAUGGAGGUUAGAAACGUCCAGAAACAUCUGUCAAGUUUGAGAGUUCGAUUCGCUAAUAUCAAUGAUCUGAAUAUUGUGAAAUAAUUAAUUAAAUAUUAUAAUGGGCUUGUUAACCGUGUUGAAAAAGUUGAAGCAGAAGGAAAAGGAGAUGCGAAUUUUAAUGUUGGGUUUGGACAAUGCGGGAAAGACCACAGUGUUGAAAAGACUCAAUGGCGAACCAAUAGAUACUAUAUCACCUACACUUGGCUUCAAUAUCAAGACUUUAGAACAUCGUGGAUACAAACUCAAUGUAUGGGAUGUGGGUGGACAAAAAUCAUUGCGUUCAUAUUGGAGAAAUUAUUUUGAAUCUACAGAUGGACUUGUUUGGGUAAUAGACAGUGCGGACAGAAGGAGAUUGGAUGAUUGUAAAACAGAGUUAUACAAGCUUUUGCAAGAAGAGAGAUUAGAGGGAGCGAGUCUCCUUGUAUUUGCAAAUAAACAAGAUAUGCCUGGUGCAUUAUCUGCAUCUGACAUAGCAGAAAUUUUAGAGUUACCUAAUAUAAAGACUCAUCAUUGGCAAAUCUAUAAGUGUUCUGCUGUGACAGGUGAAAAUCUAGUCGAUGGUAUCAAUUGGAUCAUAGAUGACAUUGCAGCAAGAAUAUUUUACAUAGAUUAAAUUUACAACACAUCGCAAUUUAUAUUUCUUACCUCAUUAAAUGCAAAAAU
Molecule: messenger RNA, 785 nt
Organism: Camponotus floridanus (Florida carpenter ant)
Lineage: Eukaryota; Metazoa; Arthropoda; Insecta; Hymenoptera; Formicidae
Gene: Arl2
Product: ADP-ribosylation factor-like protein 2
Exons: 3
Coding region: 181-735 (184 amino acids)
Biological process (GO): protein folding
Cellular component (GO): microtubule cytoskeleton; cytoplasm
Molecular function (GO): GTP binding; GTPase activity
Source: RefSeq, a predicted model, not a curated record